This is a messenger RNA of Benincasa hispida (wax gourd), 789 nucleotides long. RefSeq names its product expansin-like A2. Lineage: Eukaryota; Viridiplantae; Streptophyta; Magnoliopsida; Cucurbitales; Cucurbitaceae. The record is from RefSeq and is a predicted model, not a curated record. Gene Ontology annotation, cellular component: plasmodesma; extracellular region; plant-type cell wall.
AUGGCUUGGUUUCUUAGCUUUCUCUUUCUCUUUUUCAUCUCUUCUGCUAGUGCUUGUGAUCGAUGUGUUUUCCAAUCUAAAGCUAGCCAUCUUUACGAAUCACCUACAACAUAUGGGGGAGCAUGUGGUUAUGGAAACUUGGCAUUGCAGUUCUCUAAUGGCUUCUUUGCAGCUGCUGUGCCUUCUCUUUAUAAACAAGGAGCUGGUUGUGGGGCUUGCUAUCAAGUAAGGUGCAAAAAUAGAAGGCUUUGCAAUACAGUAGGAACUAAGGUGGUAUUGACCGAUCAAAAUAAUGACAAUGUAACAGACCUUGUUCUUAGUCCAAAGGCUUUCUUUACUAUGGCUCUCAAUGGUAAAGGUUCAGAUCUUUUGAAUCUUGGAGUGGUUGAUGUUGAAUACAAGAGGGUGCCAUGUGAAUAUCCAAAUAGAAAUUUGUUUGUGAGAGUGGAAGAAUCAAGUUACAAUCCAUUCAAGUUGGCAAUAAAAUACUUCUACCAAGGUGGCCAAACAGACAUGGUUGCUGUUGAUAUUGCUCAAGUUGGGACCUCAGAUUGGAGCCAUAUGAAGAGAAGUUAUGGAGCUGUUUGGGAAACAGACAAUGUACCUGAAGGUGCAUUACAGUUGAGAAUGGUGGUUACUUCUGGAUACGAUGGAAAAUGGGUUUGGGCAAAGUCCGUACUUCCUGCUAAUUGGAGAGCUGGGAUGAUCUAUGAUACUGGUGUUCAAAUCAACGACAUUGCCAAAGAGAGUUGCCCUCCUUGGCAAUGUGGUGAUGCACAAUGGAAAUAA